This is a messenger RNA of Dictyostelium purpureum, 4035 nucleotides long. RefSeq lists its product as uncharacterized. The transcript has 7 exons. The record is from RefSeq and is a predicted model, not a curated record. The annotation marks the transcript as partial. Lineage: Eukaryota; Evosea; Eumycetozoa; Dictyosteliales; Dictyosteliaceae.
UUAAAUUAUUUUUAUAUAUUAAUUUUUUCAUUUAUAAACAGUGAAAUGUUUUCAAAAAAUUUACCAUCUAUUGUAGGAUUUACAAAUGUACUUUUAAUGAAGGUUAUUUUACAAAAGGAUUUUUUAUUUGAUACCUAUGAAUCAUAUAUUAAUGUAGAUUCAAUCGAUAUCUCAACAAUUUAUUUCGAUACAGUCGUAAACUCGAAUAUUAUUCAACGAUUAAGGCCAUCUUUGGUAAGAGAUCUUAAAUUAAAAUUAGGAAUGUCAACAAAUAAUGGUUUAAAUAAAAUAAAUUUAGCAAUUAAUUACCCAAAUUUAAAAGCAAUAUCAAUCGAAACAAACCCCACAUUUUCACACAACGAGUUUCAAUUUUCUUCAAUACCUUCAAAUCUUCAACAAUUUAUAUUAAAAGGUUCGGUUUUUUCAGGGUUGGAUAUUGCUCUUGGACUUUUAAGAAAUGUUCCAUUUAUCGAUCUUAGUAAUAAUAAUAUUAGAGCUAUAUUACCAAUAAACAAUUUAAACUCAUUUCCAAAUAGUGAGCUAAAUAUUUCAAAUAACCAAAUAUCAGGGGUAUUAGAUGAGUCCUAUUGUAAAAUUGCAAAUUUAGACGUUUCAAAUAAUUUAUUAACUGGCCCAAUUCCAAAAUGUUUUACAUGCUAUAUGAAAAAUCAUUUUGAGUCGAGAUUUUCUGGUAAUCAAUUCGAUAAUUAUUUUGAAAUGAAUAAUGAUUGCGCAUACAUUCAAGCAAGUUUAAGAAUAGAUGGGGACAAGGUAUAUUUAGAAGGUUCAAAUUUAGGUUUUGAUCCAAAUACUAUUAAAGCAACACCACCUUUAACUUUUGAAAUGGAAAUUCCAUCAACUCGUUUUGUUGCAGACUUUAGCAAAUAUUUAGGUAUUCAAACCGAGUUUUUAAUUUCAUUUACUUUAAUAAACAAGAAUUUUAAAUUUAAUUCACCCCCAAAGCAACCAAAAGUCGAUUUUAUCAAUACAACCCCAGAUGGAAUUACUUCAAUUUAUGGCAGUGAUUUCCCAAAUGAUAAAAGUAAAGCAAUUGUAACAAUAGGAGGUAAUAGCUGUGAAGUUUCAAUUUCAACAUUUGGUUUUAUAGAGUGUCAAAUGCUAAAUAUUAGAGCUCUUACUUUUGGAAUGCUCUCUUAUAUUACAAUUUCAGAUCCAAUUUACGAAUUAAAAACUCAGUUUUAUAUCAACUAUGAUUCAUUAACCCUAUUAACAACUAAUGUAUAUUAUUGUAACAAUGGAGAAGGGUGUAAUGGUUACAUUUGUGAUACAUUGUCUCAACAGCCUACAUGUGACUGCCCAGGGAAACAAAGUAACUGUAUGCCAUAUACCUGUCCAAAUAAUUGUAGUGAUCAUGGCUCUUGUGAUGAAAGUACUGGAUCUUGUACCUGUGAAAAAAACUAUACCUCAGAAAAUGACUGUUCAAUAUUUAGUAUGGAGUGUCCUGGCAAUGGUUGCAGUGGCCAUGGUACUUGUGAUCACAAUACUGGAUUAUGUACCUGCGACCUAAACUAUACCUCAGAAAAUGACUGCUCAGUAUUUAGUAUGGAUUGUCCAGGUAAUGGUUGCAGUGGUCAUGGUACCUGUGAUCACAACAAUGGCGAAUGUACAUGUGAUGAAAAUUAUACUUCAACAAAAGACUGUUCUGUAUUUAGUAUGGAUUGUCCAGGUAAUGGUUGCAGUGGUCAUGGCACUUGUGAUCACAGUACUGGCGUAUGUAGAUGCGACCUAAACUAUACUUCAGAAAAAGAUUGUUCAGUAUUGUAUAUGGAGUGUCCAGGAAAUGGUUGUAGUGGCCAUGGUAUAUGUAAUCACAAUACUGGCGAGUGUGUAUGCGAUAUAAAUUAUACUUCAGAAAAAGAUUGCUCUGUAUUAUACAUAGAAUGCCCAGAUAAAACUUGCUCAUCACAUGGAACAUGUAACACUUUAAAAGGUGAAUGUGAUUGUAAUGAAGGUUUCCAAGGUUCAGAUUGCUCAGAAAUAGUAAUAAAGAAUUGUCCACUUUAUAAUGGCCAUAUAUGUGCAGGUUUUGGCUUUUGUGAAGAUGGUUUUUGUAAAUGUGAUAAUUCUCAUCAAGGAGAUGAUUGUAGUGUCGUCUAUGUUGAAUGUCCAAAGAAUAAUGGUCAAAUUUGUAGUGGUGGUUUAAAUAAAUGUAAUAAUAUAACUGGUGUUUGUACAUGUGAACCUAAUAAAUCUGGGUACGAUUGCUCGGUUGAUGAUUCAAUUUAUUGUAAAGAUCCAACAUGCAAUAACAAUGGAAUAUGUGAUAAAUCUAAAGGAAAAUGUAAUUGUAAUGAUGGUUAUAGUGGUGAUUCAUGUGAAACUCCAAUUUGUUCAUCCAGUUGUUCAAACCAUGGAUCAUAUCCAACAUGCAGCAACCAUGGUGUUUGUGAUAGAUCAAAAGGUAUUUGUAGUUGUAAUAAUGGUUUUGGUGGCGAAUCUUGUGAAACUCCAAUAUGCUCUACUGGAUGCUCAAAUCAUGGAUCAUGUAUUUCACCAGGAAAAUGCAAAUGUUUAGAUGGAUGGAUUGGAGAUGAUUGUUCAAUUGCCCAUAUAGAAUGUUCCCCAGUAUGUGGCGUUAAUGGCAAAUGUGAUAACACAAAAGGUACCUGUGAUUGUAAUAAUGGUUAUAGUGGUGAGUCAUGUGAUCUUCCAAUAUGUUCCACAAAUUGCUCUAACCAAGGUUCCUGUGUUGCACCAGAAAAAUGCCAAUGUAUUUCAGAUUUUGUCGGUAUCGAUUGCUCAAUUUCAGCUAAAAAAACUCAUUUUAUAAGCUCAAUAGAACCAUGUUCAAUUUUGGGUGGUGAAGUUACUAUUUAUGGAUGGUUUGGAACAGUUCAUGAAAAAUUAACCGUUCAAAUAGGCGAUAUGUUUUGUGAAGAUCUAGUUGCAACUGAAACUACUAUAAAGUGUACACUAAUGGGUGGUAUGGGUACUAAAGAUGUAAUUAUUACACAGAAUUAUGUUAGUUCAUUUGGUAAAUUUCAAUAUUUUAAUCCAAUCCAAAGUUGCCCAAACAACUGCACUAGUCCAGAAAAUGGUCAAUGUGAUACUACAACAGGUCAAUGCUCUUGCUCUAUUAAAAAUGAUGGGUUUGAUUGUUCCUUGGAAAAAGUUUCAACUGAAAAAGAUUAUCCAGCUUCAAUUACAAAAAUUAAUCUAGAAACAGGUUCAGCUUCCAUUAGCAACCAAGACACAAAUUACGAAGUUUCAAUUAUAUCAUUAAUCGAGUUUGAUAUAAAUAGUAAUAUAGUUUCAACCAAUUAUUUUAAAAAACACUGGGAUAGUUCAAUAGAUGAAGAAAAAGCUAUAUAUCAAUUCUCACAAAAACUCGACAACAAUAAUGGUAUUAUAACAUAUAUAGUUGAAGAAGUAAAACAAAAUAAAGUAUAUGAAUUUGCAGGUAUGAAGUUAUCACUUGAAGAAGGCGGAAUAAAGGUUUCAGUUAAUAUUUCAAACUAUGAAUACCAAAGUUCUCUAAAUACAUUACAAUUAAGAUUUUUAUCAGCUUCUGGAGAAAACUCAAAUACCACACUUUCAAAUAAAUGUAAUCAAAAUCCCUCAAAAUCAGAUACCUCGAAUGUUGACCCAAAUCAAGCAUUAAACUACAUUAGUAUUACAAAGAACUCGAAGCAGUUUAGCGGUAGAUUUAUUAAUAAAGUAAUUUCGGAUGGUAGAUCAACAUUUAUGACAAGUGAAAUUAUUAAAGAUUUAACCAACUCUUCAACUGUAACAGUAGGACUUAACUUGCCCCAUUGUAACCAAUUUUGUUUUAUUGACCCAGAUUUUUCUGUUCUAGUAUCAUCCAACUUUAAUCCAAAUUGUGAAGGUGUUUCAAAGAAUAAUUGGGUUAUACCUGUUGCUGUAGUGGUUCCAGUCGUAUCACUUUCAAUUUUAGUUUUGGCAAGUGUUUUAGUCUAUAGAAAGCAUAGAUAUGCAAUUCGUUUAUUCUUUUUAAAAAGAUCCACGAACAGUUCAUUUAAACUAAAGGAAAAAAGAAAUAAAUACCAUUAUUAA